Neomonachus schauinslandi (Hawaiian monk seal) is the source of this 1725-nucleotide messenger RNA. RefSeq names its product EF-hand calcium binding domain 12 (gene EFCAB12). The transcript has 9 exons. The coding region runs from base 1 to 1725 and encodes 574 amino acids. Gene Ontology annotation, molecular function: calcium ion binding. The record is from RefSeq and is a predicted model, not a curated record. Lineage: Eukaryota; Metazoa; Chordata; Mammalia; Carnivora; Phocidae.
AUGGACGACGAUUCCCAGGAAACGAAUGAGUCUCUGUUCCUGUCGCUGCACGGACUCUGCCAGUCUAAGACCUCGGGUGAUGAUGAAAAUGCCAGCAAGGACUCCAUAUUCGAUCCUGAACCAGUCACUGCCCACUGCUUCAAGCCGUUCAAGCAGAAGGAUUUCCACCUGCCUCAGAGCCGCCGGCGGAUCAUCAUCUUGCCCCAAAACAAGGAUCCGAUACCCAUCAAUCUCACGGCCCAAGCCCAGACUCCCCUAUGGCCAAUCUCCAGCUUUAGAGCCCUGGGAGCCGGGGACAUCCCAGGGCAGCCGGAGGACGCGAGGACCUGGCUCAGCCAGAGGCUGAAACUUCGGCAGAACCUGGAGUCAUUUGGCGACACAGAGAAAUGGCUGCAGAACAAGCCUUGCCUCACCCCUUCAGAGGCCAAGGUCUUAUACAUGAUCCAGAAGGAGCAUGAGGCCCAGUUGCUGGCCUGUCUGACUCCUACCAGAGCCACCAAGAAGAGCCCCCGGCCUUCCCGCCAACCUGUGCCCCAGCUCCGACUACCCAAGCCCUCCGCCUUGGCCACCUUGUACUCCUACCUGCGCAGCCGCAAGAUCAAGAUCCUAGAGAUAUUUAGCAAGGUGGACCGGAGUGAGAACCAGAGGAUCUCUAGGGAGGAGUUCAUUGUAGCACUGAAGGCGAUUGGAGUCCCUCUGAAAGACCAGGAGGUGGAGGAUGUUGUGAUCUAUCUCAGUUCUCUGGGAAAGCGCAACGGCAUCACUAUGGAUAUCCUGGUCAACAACUACAAGCAGUGGUCUUUGGCUCAGCAGAGAAGCACCCUGUCAACUGCAAGGGAGUAUUACAGAUCCGCCAAGCACAGAGGUUCCCCACAGAGUGCAUCCAAGAAGCAGAUGGAUUUGGCCCCACAGCCUCGCAAGAUGGACCUGCUGACUGUGCCCGUGGUCGACACCCAGAUGGAGGCGCGGCCCAUGACUCUGGAGGAGAUGGAGGAUGUUGGCAAGCGGUACCGCGAGAGGAAGCGGCAGCACAAGCUCAAGAUCCCCUCCAUCCAGUACAUGGAGCGGUGCCGCCUGGUGCGCAGUGGGAACAAGCACUUUGAUGAGCACUGCCUGCCGUCCACCAUCCAUGGGGAGAUGAGGGAGCUCAUCAACAUGUCCCGCAGGGACACCUUUCUGGUCUACCUGCAGUGCUACAAGCUCUGUGAGUACUAUGGCCUCCCGCUGACAGAGGACGUCCUCAUGAAAGCCCUGCUGUACCCGGGGGACAAGAUCAUUUUCCAGAAGGACCAGGUGCGCCCGAUCCGACAGCCGGGAGGCUACUACUCAGACUUGAAGAUCUUCAGUCCCAAUCUGACCCUGCUCAAGUUCCAGGGCUUCAGCGAGUCUCUGGCUAAGAAGGCUGACAAGAAAACAUUGAAGAAAAUCAAGAAAAUACACUUUAAGGAGUUUGAGGAAUUCACCAGGAAGCUGAAAGUGAAGAGCCCCACAGGUCCACAACGAACUCACCCCAAUUUCUUCUGGCCGGGUCACCUGCUGGACAAGCUGCAGCUCUACCUGCCCACUGUGGCCGUGGACCGGAGCCUGGCACUCUUCAGUUGCGUCCAGCCCCAGCCCCAUGCCUACUCAGCCACCUACCACCCCGACCACUGGUGGCCCAUUGGGAACAUGAACUACAUGACCUGUGCCUAUUACGAUGCCUCCAAGGUCUACUACAUCAACUAG